Messenger RNA from Fusarium poae, 1053 nucleotides. RefSeq lists its product as uncharacterized. Gene Ontology annotation, molecular function: RNA binding. Gene Ontology annotation, biological process: regulation of mRNA splicing, via spliceosome; mRNA processing. Lineage: Eukaryota; Fungi; Ascomycota; Sordariomycetes; Hypocreales; Nectriaceae. The transcript is spliced from 5 exons. Bases 1 to 1053 code for a protein of 350 amino acids. Gene Ontology annotation, cellular component: spliceosomal complex. The record is from RefSeq and is a predicted model, not a curated record.
AUGGCUACCGGUGUAGAUGCGCGACUCUUGAAGUCGACCAAGUUCCCUGCCGAAUUUAGCCAGAAGGUUGAUAUGCAGAAGGUCAAUCUACAGGUCAUGAAGAAAUGGAUCGCUAGUAAAAUAUCCGACAUCCUAGGCAACGAAGACGAUGUAGUGAUUGAGCUCGUUUUUAACCUCAUCGAAGGUCCGCGAUACCCGGACAUCAAAUCACUUCAAAUCCAACUCACCGGUUUUCUCGAUAAAGAUACGGCGCCAUUCUGCAAAGACUUAUGGAAGCUAUUGCUGAGUGCUCAAAGUAGCCCGCAGGGUGUCCCAAAAGAACUGCUUGAAGCCAAGAAGCUUGAGCUUAUGCAAGAAAAGAUUGAAGCAGACCGUGCCGCAGAAACUGCUAAGCAAAGACGAGAUGAUUGGGAUCGUCGCGAUCGUGAAGUUGCCGGCAUGAAAGACCGUGACCGCCGAGAUCGAGCAGCUACUCGUGGGGAUACCUGGCAAGGAAGGCGAGGCGACCGCGAUUUCGACAACCGAGGUCGAGGAGGAGGACUCAGAAGGGGUGGUCGCAGAUCACGAUCGCCAGGCCCACGCUUUAGAGACUCCAGAGAUUCAUACGGGCCCGACGGAAGUCCCCUGCGCGUUCUCGUUCAGCAUCAGCGUCAUCCCGAUCGAGCUCCCGGAGUCGCAGCGCAUCACGCGACUCUGAUAAAUCAAACCGGCGAUCGAAGGCCAUAUCUCCGGGAGGAAGGGGAGAUAGACGAAAGAGAUCAAGGUCACCCAGAGGCGACUCGUACCGGGGCCGUGCAAACAGACGAAACGACAGGGGUCGCCCGAAUCGACCGUCACGAUCCGUAUCGUCAGAACGGGAUUCUCCUGUACCAAAACGCCGACGAUACUCAUCAUCAAGAAGUCGCUCAGUAUCUCGCCGCAGAAGGUCUUCGAGAAGUGCCUCCUCACGAUCUGACUCUCGCAGCAGGAGUCGAAGUCGUAGUUACAGUCGCAGCCGCAGCCGCAGUCGCUCAAGCAGUGUGUCUCCAGACCGCAAGUCCAAGAGAGGUCUAA